Molecule: messenger RNA, 2190 nt
Organism: Mytilus trossulus (common blue mussel)
Lineage: Eukaryota; Metazoa; Mollusca; Bivalvia; Mytilida; Mytilidae
Product: toll-like receptor 13
Exons: 1
Coding region: 2-2134 (710 amino acids)
Biological process (GO): inflammatory response; immune response; toll-like receptor signaling pathway
Cellular component (GO): plasma membrane
Molecular function (GO): transmembrane signaling receptor activity; protein binding
Source: RefSeq, a predicted model, not a curated record
UAUGAAGAUGUUUGUUCUGAAUGUAUUUUAUGUGUGCAUUGGAUAUAUGUGUGUGUGUCUUACUGAAAGCUAUGAAAAGUGUCCAAAAGUUGCCAUUAAGUGCAACUAUGUUCAUAAUAAUAAAGUGACAUGCAGAAAUUUGCAUUAUAUUCCAAUGAUAAAAGGAUUUGUUUUGACUCUGGAACUAAGAUGUUGUUAUUUACCGCAUAUGACGAGACAGACUUUUCAAAACAUUUCAUCAAACAAAAUCAUUCACUUGGCAUUUAAGAAAUAUAAUUCUGUACAGACAAUAACAAUUGAUGCGUUUAAAGAUCUAACAUAUUUGCAAAGUUUAGAAAUUUCAUGGGAAAAACAAUUUGAUGUUUUACAUUUCAAAUCAUCAUUGAAAAGUUUAAACGUAUCGCUAUUGAAAGAAUUGUAUUUUGAACGUAACGAUUGGAACUCACUACCGGAGAGUUUGUUUGCCAACUUAGCUGGAUUUAAAUUGUCAAUAAUGUCAUUAAGUGAAAAUAAUUUUGAAAUAUUUAAUGCCUCAAUAUUUACACCAAUAUCUGGAUUGAGGAAGUUCGUUUGCAGAAAAUGUUCUAUUACAGAUGUAAAUGCUAAUGGGUUGAAGACAGUGGAAGCAAUUGACUUAACUAGUAAUAAUAUAAUUAAAAUACCAGAUUUUUGUGAUGCAACAGAAAAGCAUAGUCUCGCACCAGUGUUAAAAAAUUUAACACUUUCAGAAAAUGCAAUUAGAUUCAUAUUACCAGUUUCAUUUAAUUGCUUACAAAGUCUGGAAAUGUUAGUUCUCGAUGGUAACAUAAUGACAGAGUUGACAACAAACGGUUUUUCUAUGUUGUCAAGUCUUAUUAGAUUAUCUAUUAAUUCUAUUCCGCGACUUAAAAAAAUUCGAAUGAAGGCUUUUAAUAAUACGUCGCUUCGCAUUUUACAAUUUAGACAAAAUGGUUUUCGAUUCGAUAACGAUAAUUCGUACCAUUUCCGGGAUCUGUUUAUUAACACCACAAACUUGCGAAAUCUGGAUUUAAGUAAAAAUUACUUGCCUCAUAAAAAACAGCAUUUACUGCGGAUUCUUUCCCCGUUGAAAAAGUUGCACCAAUUACAUAUGGAAACUACUGGACUAGCAGAAAUUCCAGAAGGACUAUUACAAAACAUGCCAUUUUUAAAAGAAUUAAAUCUAAUUGGCAACAAAAUAGCUCGAUGGAAUCCAUCAACAUUUGCAAAUAUGACAAGUUUACGAAACUUGCAUUUGGAUGGAAAUUUAAUUAACAUUAUAAACAAAACAUCAUUUCCAACAAUGUUGUUAAAUACAAUCGAGGUAUUUGAAAUUUCAAACAAUCCGUUUUGGUGUACAUGUGAUCAAAGAUGGUUUUUGAACAUGUUGCGGUCAACAAAUAUUACAAAAAAGAUACGUAAUUGGCCUAAAUUUUACUCUUGUGCAUAUCCUGAGAAUUUAAAGAACUCGUUACUUGAUAGUUAUAGACCAUCAGAGGCAGAAUGCGGAAUCAAUUAUUUCACAUCCAUUAUUAUUAUAUCUGUUUGCUCAGUUUUAAUUUUUGUAUUUUUCUCAGCGCUAAUAUUGUAUAGAUGUCACUUUAACUUGAAGAAUUUGAUUUAUUUUGCCCGUGUUCAUCACCGUAUUAAAAAAGGUUAUUUAAAACUAUCGUCCUGCGACGAUUUCGAAUUCGACGCUUUUGUUGUUUAUUGUGAAUCUGAUCGACAGUGGGUACAUAAUGAACUGAUCAAAAGAUUGGAAGAUAAUGAACUGAAAAUUUGUAUCCACCAUCGAGAUUUUCAUAUUGGAGAACCAAUUAUAAAUAAUAUUGAGAAAUUCAUGAACAAAAGUUGGAAAAUUAUCGUGGUUAUGUCCAAUGAUUUUGCAAAAAGCGAAUGGUGUCUUUGGGAAGUGAACUUAGCCUUAGAGAGAAGACGUCGCCAAGGCAAGGAUGCGUUAGUUUUAAUAAUGUAUCAUCACAUUGACUCUAAUCACAUGACAAGUGAACUAAGAACACUUCUAAACACAACCCCACAUUUAAUAUUUACAGAGGGUUUCGGUGAACAUAUGUUCUGGAACGCUGUCGUUAACGGUAUUAACAAGUCUUUGAUGUUACCACCAACGGCCAUUUUAUGAAAAAGCUAAAACUGUUAUUUGAAUAUUAAUAUUUCAAAUCGACUAUUGUAUGUUUU